Gryllus bimaculatus (two-spotted cricket) is the source of this 1795-nucleotide messenger RNA. Lineage: Eukaryota; Metazoa; Arthropoda; Insecta; Orthoptera; Gryllidae. The record is from the annotation of a GenBank genome assembly.
ACUUGCGGUGAAUGGGUGAAACGAGAUGAACACGCACUUUUAUUCUGUAAUCAGUAGCCCAGAAGAACUUGGCCUCUUGACAAGAAAGCUUAAAAAAUUCAAUAACAUAAAACUUCGAUACACUACCAAAACGAUACAAUACGAAUCACUACGAAUCUUUCGUGUCAGUCAGUUGCCCGCGCUUUAAGACAGCUCACAGACUUCGCAGACGCACAAGGCACGGAGCAAAGAGUUUCAAUUUCCGAGUACACAACGAUUUAUUUAACUAUGCACAUGACGUAAAUCAACUGCUCACGGUUUCAUCCAAUCGAAAGCUGGAACGUCCCCAUACUCCAUGUCACUGUAGCGACAUAUUAACUCCCGUUUCGAUGAUAUUGCAGCAGCUGAUUUACGUUAAGUGCACUACUACAUAAAUCAUACUGUCUAAAAGUCCCGCCAAAGUGCUAACCCAUAAAAUGAAAUAUUCACCUUGGAAUGAAAAUUACAUGUAACAUUUCAUAAUAAUAAGGGCACUUUUACUGUCGGCGGCAAAAGAAUUUGAAAUAUGGAAUCCCAAAAUUGUCUUCAUUUAUUGAGCUACAGUCAUCAAAUGUUAAAACAGAUCCUACCCUGACAUUUGUGAACAUCAGCAAGAAUAGUGCAUCGAUGAGUGAAUUUAUAACAAUUCAAGUCGGCCAAUGUGGAAAUCAAAUUGGUAACUGCUUCUGGAAAUGUGCGGUUCAAGAAUAUGGCAUUGAUUUAUUUCAUUACAAUCGUCACUCCAAUUCUCAACAGAUUCCAAAACUUCCUGGCAUGUUUGAAUCAUUUAGUAGUUUUUUUUGUUGUCCUGAAAAAAUCUCGUACAAAAAAGAAUGUCUACAGGCCCUUUGCAUUGAUAUGGAAGAUAGUGUGGUUGCACGGUUUCGGAAAGGUUCUCUUCGAGGACUUUUCAAUAAUGAUUGUUUGUUGACCAAUUAUCCAGGAUCUGGUAAUAACUGGGCAGAAGGCUUUUUCUCACAUGGGUCACAUCAUUAUGAAGAUAUUUCUGAAAGAAUUCGAAAAGCUGUUGAAUGUUGUGACGGGCUUCAUGGAUUUUUACUUCUCUAUUCAUUGGGUGGUGGUACAGGGUCUGGUCUCGGUUCUAGAGUAUUGUCUUUAUUAGAGGACCAAUAUCCUCACAUUGAUAGCCAGUGUCCCCAGUCCUAUGAGGAGUAUUACAUGAAGCCUCACUACCAGGAGCACUUACAGGUAAUAUCAGUCCUUGCCAAAAUAUGUUAUGAUUUCAGAUUAAAGAAAAAAGUAAGAUUUCCUUCAUGGAAUCAAGAUGCUGUGAAAGUGGGAAUGUGUUCUGUAGCACCUCCAUGGCACAAAUUAUCUGCAUUAGGUCUCUUCAAUUCCUCAUCAUUAGCCACUCUUUUUGAAGAAACAUCAUUCCAGUUCAAUAAACUCUUUCGUAGGAGGGCACAUAUUCAUCAUUAUACCAAAGUAGAUGGAUUUGAAAUUGCAUCUUUCUUUGAGAGUUUAGAGCAACUUCAAGAUAUCGCAGAAGCUUACAAAGGACUUGAAACUCAUCAACCAGUAAUUCCUCAUAGGUUUAAAGUUCUUUAAGUUUUGUAUAAUUUUUUUUGCACAUAUUUGUUCUUUUUUUUACAAAUAUUUUUCUUUGUAUUUAAAAAAUACCUUUCGUUACUAUAUAUUGAAUGUAUUUUUGCUGUUGAUUAAAUUAUUAAUUUUUUUACAAAUUUGCAAUUAUUUUUCCAAGUUUUUUAUUUUUAAUAAUGUAAGCAUGUGAGAAAUGAUGUUAUUUUGAUUUUCC